Pollicipes pollicipes is the source of this 2087-nucleotide messenger RNA. It is a transcript of the gene Not3, whose product is annotated as CCR4-associated factor Not3. The coding region runs from base 107 to 1951 and encodes 614 amino acids. The record is from RefSeq and is a predicted model, not a curated record. Gene Ontology annotation, cellular component: CCR4-NOT core complex; nucleus. NCBI's taxonomy places the organism in Eukaryota, Metazoa, Arthropoda, Thecostraca, Pollicipedomorpha, Pollicipedidae. Gene Ontology annotation, biological process: regulation of DNA-templated transcription. The transcript has 16 exons.
UCUUUCAUGUUUUGCGCCGCUGCAGAGGUCGAACCGACCGCAUCAUAGCUGAUACUCAUUGUUUUAUGUUAUGUAUAAAAGUGUAAGGAAAAGCAGGUGAUGAAACAUGGCAGCGUCCAGAAAACUACAAGGUGAAAUAGACAGGUGCCUAAAGAAGGUGACAGAGGGCGUCGAGACGUUCGAGGACAUCUGGUCCAAGGUGACCCAUGCCACAAACAGCAAUCAGAAGGAGAAGUAUGAGGCUGACCUCAAGAAGGAGAUCAAGAAGCUGCAGCGGCUGCGGGACCAAAUCAAGACCUGGCAGGCGUCUGCUGAGGUCAAGGACAAGAGCAGUCUUGUCGAACAUCGAAAGCUCAUUGAAACGCAAAUGGAGCGGUUCAAGGGUCUGGAGCGGGAGACCAAGACCAAGGCCUACUCCAAGGAGGGUCUGGGCGCGGCCACCAAGCUGGACCCGGUACAGAAGGAACGCGACGAGUGCACGCGCUGGCUUUCCAACAGUAUAGAGCAGCUGAAUGUGCAGAUUGACCAGUUCGAGGCUGAGAUGGACGGCCUCACUGCGAAGAGGAAGCGCGACAAAGACAAGUCGGAGCGGCUCGACCAGCUGAAGCACUGGAUCGAGCGGCACCGCUUCCACAUCAAGAAGCUAGAAACGCUGCUGCGAAUGCUCGACAACAACGCCGUCGACAUGGACUCGGUGAAAAAGAUCCGCGAGGACGUGGAGUACUACACCGAGUCGAACCAGGAGCCCGAGUUCGACGAGAACGAGUACAUCUACGACGACAUCAACAUGGACAACAUGGAGGAGAUGUUCAUCGCUGACGUGGGCGUGACGGACGGCGUGACGCGGGGCGAGGAGUCGAGCGAGACGCCGACCAACUCGCUGCACUCAGGCUCGUCGCCGUCGCCGCUCAACAACAGCCAUUCCGCCGCCGCCGCCGAAGUCAACCACGCCGCCGACGACAACAAGCGGACGCGGAGGUCCGUGUCCGAAGACUCGUCGAUGACGCAGAAGACGAAACACGCGUCGGGCUCGUCGAACAAGGCGGCGCCACCCAGCGCCGGCUCGCUGACCGCCAGCUCAAAGGCCACCGCAGUGUCGGCGAGCCAGCCGAGUCCGCCGGCCGGCACUUCGCGGUCCCAGUCGACGCCGCUGGCGUCGGCGGCGGCCGGCAGCGGCUUGGUGGCCGCGCCCAGUCCCAACUUCGCCUCGGUGGCGGCAGCCUCCCAGCCGCCCGCCGCCGCCUCAGUACACAUCCUCACCACGACGACGCCGUCGUCGUCGUCGCAGCAGCAACAGCAGCAACAACAACAACAGCAGCAACAACAGCAGCAGGGCCAGCAAGUGAACGGGGAGAAGCCGGCCGACCCGAGCUCGAUGAAGUCGCUGGCACAGCACCUGGAGCGGACAACGCUCAACGCCUCGCCAGCCGACGUCAAUAAAACGCCGCCGACGAACGAGGCCACCAUUCCGGUGCUGUACAGCGUGGCGCCGCUGGGGCCCGUGCCCAUGACCAAGGAGCACGACUACCAGUACCAGAUGCUGCAGGCCGCCUUCUACCACAUGCCACACCCAUCCGACUCGGAGCGGCUGAGGGCGUAUUUGCCGCGAAACCCGUACCCCACGCCGCCCUACUACCCCCAGGUACCCCCACCUGGCAGUGAUUCCAUCGAUUUUUUUCUCAAGUUGUCUGUUGAAACCCUCUUCUUCAUCUUCUAUUAUAUGGAAGGUACAAAGGCCCAGUAUCUGGCGGCGAAGGCGCUGAAGAAGCAGUCCUGGAGGUUCCACACCAAGUACAUGAUGUGGUUUCAGCGGCACGAGGAGCCCAAGGUCAUCACCGACGAAUAUGAGCAGGGCACGUACGUGUACUUCGACUUCGAAAAGUGGAGCCAGCGGAAGAAGGAGGGCUUCAAGUUCGAAUACAAAUUUCUGGAGGACCGGGACCUGAACUGACGCAUACAAAGCGACGCGCUGUAUUUGUGUCUCUCAGUGUGGUGGCGCGCUGGCCGGCUCGUCCGGCCGGCGGUGAUUCUCAGGGGGUCGUCCCCCGCCGCUGCGGGCCCGCCGCCGGCCGGCGCGGCGCCGCGGC